AUGCAUCCCGCACUCUCCUUACACCUCGCGUCAUUACUCUACCUUCUGGUUUCACUCGUGAAACAUACCUCCGGCGCCCCUACAGAUGUACCCUCCGCCGCGUCCUUCUACAUCCCGCACCUCCCGGACCUACACCAGGAUGAGAGGCGACCGCUGCACAUGUACGGAGGCCAUCUCCCGUCUGACCCAGGCGCGAGCGUCGCAUCGCCGUCCGACGUAACAGCGCACCUGUAUUUCUUCAUGGUGAAAGCGCGGCGAACUGCGGAUAAGGAGCGAAUUGUCUUCUGGUUGAACGGCGGCCCAGGAUGUUCGUCGUUCGACGGGCUCAUGAUGGAAAUUGGACCGUGGCGGACAGACGGGAAGGGUGGCCUGAAGGCUGCAGAAGGAGGUUGGGAGGAGUACGCGACCAUGGUGUUUGUUGACCAGCCGGCGGGCACUGGCUUCUCGUACGCGCCCUCAAAUAAGUUCGAUCACGAGCUUCCCGAGGCUGCUGGGCACUUCGUAGAGUUCCUGCGGAAUUUCUACCAGGUCUUCCCCGAGUACAAAAAUGUCGACGCUUAUAUUACCGGAGAAAGCUUUGCGGGCCAAUAUAUACCAUACUUCGCCGACGCGGUCCUCAACUCCACCCUGGACAUCCCAUUGAAGGGGGCUGCGAUUGGUAAUGGCUGGAUGGACGCGCGACGACAAUACCCUGCCUAUCUGGACUACAGCGUGAAGCACGGGAUUCUCGAGGAGACGUCGACGGAGUACAAGGCUGCGAAAGACGUCACCGAUCAGUGCACGGCCGAGUUGGCCAAGAUCACCGAUAGGGAACCCGUACAUGUCGACGUGUGUGAGAACGUGAUGAUGAGCGUGAUCGCGGGAAAGAACCACGAAGAACAGGGCGUUGCGAAGUGCCUCAACAUCUAUGACGUGCGGUUAGAGGAUAGUCAGCCCCAGUGCGGCAUGAACUGGCCCCCGGACCUCGACGCCGUCUACAAGUACCUCGCGCGCAAGGAUGUGGUCUCCGCGUUGCACGCUGACCGGGCCCCUGGCAAGUGGGUCGAAUGCAAAAGUCGGGUGCAUGUCGAGUUCUCGACGCGUACAUCUAACUCGUCUAUCACGGUCCUACCUCGGGUAUUGGAGAAGAUUCCUGUGAUGCUCUUUGUCGGCGACCAGGACCUGAUCUGCAACUAUGUCGGCGUGGAGAGCAUGAUCCAGGCUAUGCGCUGGAACGGCGAGACCGGACUUGGGAAAGUGCAGACGCAGUCUUGGACGGUAGAUGGCACCUCCGCAGGGACGUGGGUGGCUUCUCGUAACCUGACCUACGUCAAGUAUAACACGGACUUCGUUGCUGUGCAGAUCUUCAACGCUUCGCAUAUGGUCGGCUAUGACGUUCCGCACGUCGCGCACGACAUGAUCCUGCGCUUCAUGGGCGUGAACUUCACUGCCAUCACGGACGGCUCGGCGCGCAUCCCAAGCGCCGUGGGGGAAGACGCGAAGCCGCUGCCCGCUAAACUAGACGAGGCCGCUACGCCUUCGCCUGUGUCGACCAAGACUCCCGAGCAGGACAAGGCCAUGUGGGAAGCGUACUACAACGCCGGCUCGGCCGCGCUCGUGCUCGUGCUCAUCGCGAUCCUCGUGGGGGGCUUCCUCUGGUGGCGCUCGAAACGCAACCGCCUCCGCGGCCUGCCGUUCUCGACGCACGAGGAGAACAUCCCGCUCAACUCCGCGCUCGCCGACGAGCCCAACGGCAACGGCAACGGCUUCCGGUCGCGCAAGGGCAAGCAGCGCGCAGACUCCCUCCCCAAGGAGGAGGCGAUUUUCGACGUGGGCGACGAGGAUGAGGACGAGGACGAUGAUGAUCGGCGGAGCCCUCGGCCGCGAUGA
Dichomitus squalens LYAD-421 SS1 is the source of this 1869-nucleotide messenger RNA. Its product is annotated as alpha/beta-hydrolase. The record is from RefSeq and is a predicted model, not a curated record. The transcript has 12 exons. Gene Ontology annotation, cellular component: trans-Golgi network. Gene Ontology annotation, molecular function: serine-type carboxypeptidase activity. NCBI's taxonomy places the organism in Eukaryota, Fungi, Basidiomycota, Agaricomycetes, Polyporales, Polyporaceae. Gene Ontology annotation, biological process: proteolysis; apoptotic process. The coding region runs from base 1 to 1869 and encodes 622 amino acids.